CCCAAAUCAAAGACCUCUCACUCUCACUCUCUUUCUUUCUCUCUUGAUUUGGAUCGAUUUGGAGCUGGAUCUUGAGAAUUAGGGUUCUUGUUUGAUAGAUCGAGGUUGGAAAUGGGGAAAUUUGGGUAUUUGGCGAUGAAGACAGAUCGGUUGAGUAGUGAUCUCAUUGAAUCGGAUCUUAAGGAGCUCGGUGUUGCUGCGAAGAAGCUAGCUAACCAUGCGUUUAUGCUGGGGAGUGGGCUUGGGUUUGGUACUACUUUCUUCAAGUUCCUCGCUUCCUUUGCUGCUAUAUACCUGUUGAUACUGGAUCGCACAAACUGGAAGACCAACAUCCUGACAUCCCUCUUAAUUCCUUACAUUUUCUUGAGUCUUCCUUCUGUAUUAUUCUCUUUGUUAAGAGGUGAGUUUGGCAAAUGGAUUGCAUUUAUCGCUGUUGUGCUGCGACUCUUCUUUCCUCGACGCUUCCCAGACUGGUUGGAGUUGCCUGGAGCACUGAUCCUUCUUCUGGUUGUUGCACCAAGCUUCUUUGCGGACACCAUCAGGGAUAGCAUUGCUGGUACUAUCAUUUGCUUGCUUAUAGGCUGUUACCUUCUACAAGAGCACAUCCGAGCAUCGGGUGGCUUCAGGAACUCUUUCACAAAAAGCCAUGGUGUGUCAAACUCGAUCGGAAUAAUUCUUCUCUUCGUCUACCCAGUCUGGGCACUGGUUCUGCAUUUUCUGUAGCUAUAAUUAUACCAUAUGAUCCUUUGAAAAAAUAUGUUGAAAAUAAUAAUUAGUCUUCUUGUCCAGCUAUUUGUUUGUGAGACUAGUUUGUUUAUUCUUUGAUGUCUAAACUUUGUGUUGUUGAAUGCCAGUGUGAGAAAUUUGUUUGUUUGUUCCUUUUAUAUAUAUAUAAUUUUGGACUGGGUUUGUUUA
Molecule: messenger RNA, 915 nt
Organism: Dioscorea cayenensis subsp. rotundata (Guinea yam)
Lineage: Eukaryota; Viridiplantae; Streptophyta; Magnoliopsida; Dioscoreales; Dioscoreaceae
Product: cold-regulated 413 plasma membrane protein 2
Exons: 4
Coding region: 112-723 (203 amino acids)
Cellular component (GO): membrane
Source: RefSeq, a predicted model, not a curated record